AUGCUUUCCUCAAUCAAGGAAAACUCCAACCUCAAAGAGGAGAACAACAACAAUGGGUUCCAAGUUGACCUUGAAAAUCCCGGGUCUUUGGACCAGAAGGCCGAAGCCCAUAAUGGGGAUUCGGUCCGGUCUGACGAUUCAUCGAGUGAGACUCCUCCCAUCAAGACCCUCAAGAUUGAGCGCAGUCUUCGGCAAUUCGAACUAUGGCUGGGUCGAAAAUUCCACAUUGAGACUCGAGGAAUUGAACGGGUAAAGGAAGAAGAUAAGCAGCCACCACCUCUUCGAAACACAUUCCUCAUGUGGUGGAGUAUGUUUUGCAACCCUGGAGGCCUCCCCAUAGGUGUCCUCGGAGCGCAAUGGGGGCUUUCUCUACAGGAGUCGGUAAUUGCUACUAUUGUCGGUACCAUUAUAGGGGCACUCUUGGUUGCAUGGUGUGGUGUACUGGGCGCAAAGCUUGGACUGCGUUCCAUGGCGACUUGCAGAUACUCGUUCGGCUAUUAUGGUGCUAAAGUCAUAUCUAUCUUGAACUUGCUCUUGGGUAUCGGGUACGCUGUCAUUAGUACCACCGUCUGCGGCCAGUUACUCCCUGCCGCCGCAGACUACAGAAUCUCGACCAGCGUCGGCAUCUAUAUUGUCUCCGCCUUGUCCCUCUUUAUCUCUUUCUUCGGCUUCUCACUUAUCCACAAGUUCGAGAGUUACUCAUGGAUACUUGCAUUUAUACUUUUCUGUGUCCUCCUUGGACAAACAGUGCCACACUUGACCUCCGAAAUGAUACAGUUUAAUCCUCACCGAGAAGGCUUCGCACCUAUUUUCCUGUCAUACACAUCGUUCACCGCAGCGGGUACAUCUGGCUGGGCUACAGCCAUCGGCGACUACUACUGCCAUUACCCAAAGUCAGCUCCUCACUGGAAAAUCAUGUUAUUGACCCUCCUCGGGUUUUCCGCUUCGUCUGCCUUUGUGGCCAUUGUCGGGUCCUGCGUUGGACUUGUUGCCAUUCAUGGGGAAGCCCACUUCCAGGAAUCAUAUGCCAUGCAUGGCUUGGGAGGAAUCGUAGCGGAAAUAUCACACCCUGUCGGAUGGUCCAAGUUCCUGGUUGUCAUGAUGCUAUUCACCGUUAUCGGAGGCUUGAUCGCAAACUACUACUCCGCCGGCCUGUCAAUUCAGAUCUUGGGUCAACACUUCCGCUACAUCCCACGUUUCAUCUGGAGUUUGCUCAUCGCGGUGCUCAUCACUGUGCUCUCUUUGCUGGGCAAAGAUCACAUUGUUGAGCUGGUUGGAAACCUUGGAAAUAUGCUUGGAUAUCUGACCGCCGGUUACUCCGUCAUUGUGUUCAUCGAGGACCAAUGGUUCAGGAGGCGAGAUGGGUACGACUUGCAGGCGUGGGAUAACAAAAACGGGCUUCCAUGGGGUGUGGCAGCCGUGGGAGCAAUGGCUGUGUCCUACGGUACUGGCGCUGUCCCCGGAAUGAACACAACCUGGUAUAUCGGGCCCAUUGCUGCCAUGUUCGGCAAUCCAGCAGGUGAUGUAGGUCUUAUUCUGAACACCGUCUUUACUGCCUUUACCUACUUUAUCUUCCGGACUAUCGAGAAAAGGUUUGUUGGACGGUAG
Messenger RNA from Trichophyton benhamiae CBS 112371, 1608 nucleotides. RefSeq lists its product as uncharacterized. The coding region runs from base 1 to 1608 and encodes 535 amino acids. The record is from RefSeq and is a predicted model, not a curated record. Gene Ontology annotation, cellular component: plasma membrane; fungal-type vacuole membrane. The transcript has 2 exons. NCBI's taxonomy places the organism in Eukaryota, Fungi, Ascomycota, Eurotiomycetes, Onygenales, Arthrodermataceae. Gene Ontology annotation, molecular function: transmembrane transporter activity. Gene Ontology annotation, biological process: transmembrane transport.